Messenger RNA from Anneissia japonica, 558 nucleotides. Its product is annotated as protein PET117 homolog, mitochondrial-like. The record is from RefSeq and is a predicted model, not a curated record. Gene Ontology annotation, cellular component: mitochondrion. The coding region runs from base 84 to 326 and encodes 80 amino acids. Gene Ontology annotation, biological process: mitochondrial respiratory chain complex IV assembly. The transcript has 2 exons. NCBI's taxonomy places the organism in Eukaryota, Metazoa, Echinodermata, Crinoidea, Comatulida, Comatulidae.
AUUACUGUAUCAUGGCCGCGGCCACCGGAGGUACAUGUUUGUUUGUAAUGUACGGCCUUAAUUUUCAAAUGUAGCUAGCCUCUAUGUCGUUGGCAUCAAAGAUAACACUUGGCGCUUCCGUAGUAAUUGCGACAGCUACUGUAUUUGGAGUACAUUAUAAAAAGAGUUACGACCAAAAGCGCUUGAAACAAGGUGUUGUGAAGGAUCUUGAAAGGCAAGAGAGAAAAAGACGCAAUCGCGAGGAGCUGCAACACCAGAUUGAGCUGACACAACGGUUGGAGAUGCAGAGGGAUCAACAAGAAGGAACAUCAAAACACAAGUCUUAGUCAUGAUGCGAGAUGAGCCAUUUGAUUGUACAGUAUUAUAGUUUUGUCGACCUCUCUGCAUCAUCAUGUAAUGGAGAUUGCUGAAGGAAAAUAUUGGCUGUACAGACAUUUUGACUUUACAGAGAUUUGCAUUAUAAACUAACUUCCACCAAACAAAAGCACUGAAACAUCUCUUGACAGUAUAAAUCUGUCAGGCCACUACUGGCCGAUGGUCUACUCCAACUCAAAUCAA